This is a messenger RNA of Exophiala viscosa, 1133 nucleotides long. Its product is annotated as IGR protein motif-domain-containing protein. Gene Ontology annotation, cellular component: mitochondrion. The record is from RefSeq and is a predicted model, not a curated record. The transcript has a single exon. Lineage: Eukaryota; Fungi; Ascomycota; Eurotiomycetes; Chaetothyriales; Herpotrichiellaceae. Bases 130 to 900 code for a protein of 256 amino acids.
AGCAGCAAUAAAUUUCCUUUACAACUUCACCGAACGACAACAGCUGCGCGGAGCGUUUCGAGUGAGCGAACUCGGAUUUACAUACACUAGAGUUCUCAGAGCCGAAGCCGUCGUUGAUAAUUCCCAAAGAUGAUCACGCGACAACCGCAGACGGCGUCUUCCUUCUUCACAUCUCUACUCCGACCUUCGGCAUCAAUAUCACAGUCAUACAUUUGCACACCAUGCCGUCGCAAUCUACAUCGUGGCCUACCCGAGGACGGCCGCGUACCACCUCCGACACCUUUUGUUCCCGAUGUUCCUACUUUCUUCAAGUUGAUCGGCCGCGAAAUGUCCAAACAUGCCAGCAAAAUCGAGUCGUGGGAGGAACUAUUCACCGCGACAUCGCAAAAGCUAAAGGAUAAGGGCGUUGAACCACCGCGAACGCGGCGGUACCUGCUGCGGUGGCGAGAGAAGUUCCGAAAAGGCGAUUUUGGCAUUGGCGGCGAUCUACAAUAUGUGCAGGAUGGAGUUGCUGAACUGAGGCUCGUCGAGGUGCCAAGUCUGAAAAAAGACCCAGUAACAGGAGAGCCACUGUCUGGACCAGUAUCUAUCGGCAAGAGUCCUGGGAUGCAGAAACUUAUUGUCAACGUGCCAAACGGCUCGGCGACAUAUGCUCUACAAUCGGGGCAGACGAUGGCGGACCUAAAAAAGCCUACAGGGUUCAAGCUGAAGAAUGGAUAUAUCAUCACAGGGAAGCAGGCACAUCCGAUUAAAGGCACGUACGGCAGUGGAGUCACGUUGAAGGCAGUGGAGGGUCUUUGGGAGCAUAAACGAGGCCAUAAGGUCCAUGGUGGUGAGAGAAGAAGAGCUCAAACAUUGCACAAGAUGAGAGUCGAAGCAAACAAGAAAAAUGCGCGAUAGUGGAGUGUCCCGACUGAAUGCUGAGUGCACCACGCUGUUGGUCAGUUCGGUAUAUGUAUUAUAAUGCUGGCGGUGACAGGGAUGGCAUCGAACAAAGGUGUUUCUCGAAGACGUUUGGGAAUCUCCAUGCUGUGACCUUCCUGGAGAGCUGGCACACUGAGGAGAAGCAUAGCCAACACAUCAGUGUAGAAGUUGCUCUGUUGAAGCAGUUUGGCUCUUGGCUACCAGUCUUC